UAAGAUUUAGUAGCAGUGAGAAGAGAGAAGCACAUGGACAUGAAGAAGCGAGCUUCAACCAUCCUUUUGUUGAUGUGGGUUAUGGUGAUUUAUCACUGCGUUGCAGCUGUGUCCGGUAUGUCCAAGUCCAAUGUCACCACUUCUCUGUGCGACGGCUCCGUAGAGGACUGUCUCAACGCCAUCCACUUGGAUUCACAGCUUCCCACCAUCUCAAGCUCUCACUUCCGCAGAAUCCUUGCUCAAAAUGAUAAGCAAGUGACUGAUAAUUUACAAACUUCUGAUCAGGCCACCAAAUGUAGGGAUAUCAAUAAAUUUUAUAGAAAAUGUGGGGCCAAUACUAAUCCUGGUUUAGACAAAAUUUGUGCUCAUGAGCAGUUCAAUAGGAAUUGCCCUAACAUCAAUCCUCAGUCACAAUGAUCUCUAAAAUCGUCGUCGAUCGCGCGUCGGCCGGACAAGCUAUAUAUUUAUGUAUUCCAAUGCUUUCGCUUCCUCACUCCACUUCUGAUGUGCUGUGUCUCCAGUAUUGGCCGUGUUUCUGUAACUGCAAGAAUAAGUCCAUCUCAUCAACUGGACCAAAUGUUUCAGAAGGAUUGUGAACAUGUAUUUAUCUGUAUGCUUUUAUUUUUUUUAUUUUUAUUUUUUCUGUUUACUCAAUUCAAUAACUAUAUGUGUGACUUCUCUUAAAGUAAUAA
Molecule: messenger RNA, 692 nt
Organism: Vigna radiata var. radiata (mung bean)
Lineage: Eukaryota; Viridiplantae; Streptophyta; Magnoliopsida; Fabales; Fabaceae
Exons: 1
Coding region: 34-417 (127 amino acids)
Source: RefSeq, a predicted model, not a curated record